GGCAACAGGGCAGAGAACCAACAAUCCAGGAUGAGGGAGAGGAUGCUUGCACGACGGAGCUGCGCUGAGGAAAACUCCAGUCGUGACGAUCGGCGAGCAGCCGCGGCGUCUAGAGCCGAAGCGGUUAGCGCGUGUGUCUGCGAAGUUGACCGCCUUCUGUUUUCCAUCCGAACUGGCAGAAUCUUUAUCUGCCCUGAUAUGAUAGGAGUCUCUUUUUGAAGUUUCCAGCUGAUUCAGUACGGUUAUCAUGACUGUCGGGGCUUUUUCAGAAUGGCGCAGACUGCCAGUUAGUCUCAGCGAGCUAUGCAUUAACACGACGCUCCGUUGUGGGCAGUCAUUUCGAUGGCACAACGUGCCUGACAGCGAUGAAUGGAGAUGUGUCCUCCAUGGUCGCCUCCUAUCUCUCAAUCAGGACCCGACACAUCUACAUUAUAGGACUUAUUUACCCCCGGCCCCUCUCCCAACACCACCUUCAUCACAUCCGCCCUCUCGUGCCGACUCGGACAAACCUCUAGACAAACCUCAAUCUGAUCAAGAUGACAUCCUCCCUAUUCUCACACACUACUUCAAUCUCGCCUCCGAUCUGACAUCCCUCUACUCCCAUUGGUCCUCCAACGACCCCAACUUCAAGAAGAAAGCUCCUCAAUUCACCGGAAUCCGCAUCCUACGUCAAGACGCCUGGGAGGCUCUAGUCUCCUUCAUCUGUAGCAGCAAUAACAACAUCGCGCGCAUAUCCCAGAUGGUCGAGAAACUCUGUAUCAACUACGGCCCCUUCAUCGCCUCUAUCGACGGCCGCGCGUACCAUGACUUCCCACCACCCGAGGCCCUGGCCGGCGAGGAUGUAGAGAGUCGGCUGCGGAGUCUGGGCUUCGGAUACCGUGCCAAAUACAUAUAUCAAACGGCAGUGAUUGUCUCAACACAGCGCGAGAAAGGAUGGUUGGAUUCUUUGCGGAACCCCGAGUCUCCCGCUUUGGGGGUUGAACCUGCGCCCGGUGGGGAGAUGAGACCAGAAGGCCGAGAGGGAUAUCGCGAGGCACAUGAGAAGCUGCUCGAGUUACAGGGUGUGGGGCCCAAGGUUGCAGAUUGUGUCUGUCUGAUGGGGUUGGGAUGGGGAGAAUCUGUUCCUGUUGAUACCCACGUGUGGCAAAUAGCUCAGAGAGAUUACAAGUUUGGCAAAGGUGCCCAUAAAUCGUUGACAAAGGCUACAUAUGACGCCGUGGGCAAUCAUUUCCGCAAGCUUUGGGGAAGCGAGGCUGGUUGGGCACAGAGUGUUUUGUUUACGGCUAACUUGAGGUCAUUCUCGGAUCGACUCGUUGCUUCGAAGAAGGAGGAGGUGCAAGUCAAGGUCAAGCACGAGCCCGAUGAGGAUCGCAAAGCCGAGGUUACGACGAAAAUCACUACUGCUACAGCUGUAGGAGUGAAGAGGUCUGCAAGCGAAAGCAACGUGAAGACCGAGCCCAGUGAUGAUAAGGAUGUCAAGACCAUUGUUGAGACGCAGACGACAAGACGGAUGUCAAAGCGGCUUCGGAACCGCUAACCAUUCCAUUUCGGUUGUUCACGUCUUAUAGACGUUUACUGGAAAGAGAAAUAUGUAGAUGGCAUAGAAUGUACCAAGUAUAUGCACAGCUCUG
Aspergillus pseudonomiae is the source of this 1631-nucleotide messenger RNA. Its product is annotated as 8-oxoguanine glycosylase OGG1. Lineage: Eukaryota; Fungi; Ascomycota; Eurotiomycetes; Eurotiales; Aspergillaceae. Gene Ontology annotation, biological process: base-excision repair, AP site formation; nucleotide-excision repair; base-excision repair. Gene Ontology annotation, cellular component: nucleus. Gene Ontology annotation, molecular function: damaged DNA binding; 8-oxo-7,8-dihydroguanine DNA N-glycosylase activity. Bases 248 to 1537 code for a protein of 429 amino acids. The record is from RefSeq and is a predicted model, not a curated record. The transcript is spliced from 3 exons.